Molecule: messenger RNA, 656 nt
Organism: Glossina fuscipes
Lineage: Eukaryota; Metazoa; Arthropoda; Insecta; Diptera; Glossinidae
Product: activity-regulated cytoskeleton associated protein 2-like
Exons: 1
Coding region: 40-645 (201 amino acids)
Source: RefSeq, a predicted model, not a curated record
AGUUUCUCUUUAGAUGACAAUAAGCACAAACUGUGUCCAAUGACGGAUGGAAAGAAGGAAGGAAGGAUGUCAGAUGAGCAAUUUCGCAUAUUAAGCGAGACAUUAUAUUGCUUGACGCCACGUUUGAAACAAGAUGUUCAUCAAGUUGAAUCAAAAGGCAGUUUUAGCAAUUGUCCGGACAGCUUCUCGGGAUAUCGGGAGUUUGAAGACGUGGAAGAGUUUAUAGAUGCGAUAGAAACGUAUAAAAAUAUGGAACAAAUUACGAAUGAAGAUGCUUUAAAAGGUUUACCGCUAUUAUUGCACGAUUUAGCAUUCAUAUGGUGGAAGGGGAUACAUCGCGAAUUCAAAACAUGGGAAAAUGCUAUGACUUUGUUACGUGAAAAUUUCUCACCUAUCAAACCUGCUUAUCAAAUCUAUAAGGAAUUCUUUGAAACAAAACAAACCGAGUAUCAAUCUAUCCAUACUUUUGUGCUGCAGAAACGUGCUCUCUUAGCUAAACUACCGGAAGGGACGCUCGACAAGCAAACUGAAAUUGAUUUUAUUUAUGGUUUAUUAAAUUUUAAGUUUCGUCAACAUAUACCGCGAAAUAAAAUUAAAUCAAUUAAAGAUCUGCUUGAUAAAGGAAAACGCAUUGAAAGAUAUUAAAUUAAAUAUUU